CGCCCCUUUGCUACUCGCUUAACGGCUUUAUCCUCGACUGCAAUGGAAGUUGUUCACGUAGACGGUGAAGAAAUAUCGCCGACAGAUGUCCGCAAGGAGAAUGGCUGGCUCGAGGUUCGGGCCAAAUACAAGGAACGCAAGGCGCGCGUCGCGGGCACUGACCCUGCUGCGCAGACCGCUGACGCGCUCAACGAUGAUGAAGCGUUUGUCAAAAGAGCAGCCAGAAACGUGCGACGACUCAGCAUGGCGACCAAAAAACCGAAUCUGCCGGUGGACGACAUCAAGGUCAUCGUACGCCCUAGAGAUGGCUUCAGCACCAGGACACAUCGUGCUGCUCGGAUCGGCGACAGCAUACGUGCCGCUGCCGGACUGAACCAAGAGGAAACCAGAGGCGAUAUCUUUCGCGUAAACGAAAGACAGAAUAUUGUAGUAGUGAGCACUCCAUCGGAAGAGAGAGCCAGAAGAUAUUGUGAAAUUUCCAAGCUAACCAUGGGAGACAAAGAUUACGCAGCGAGGGCAUAUGCAGCCGCGCCGGAAAAUACAACCAAGGGCAUCAUCCGUGGGAUUCCCGACGAAGAUUCUCCUGAGGAUAUUGAGAGACACCUCGUCAACGAGCACAACCCUUCGUUAUUGCACGCGAAGAGGAUGGGAAGCACGGCACACGCUAUCGUCGUAUUCGAAGGAAGUGUAGUGCCGCGCUACAUAUACUACAACGGAACGGAGCACCGCUGCGUGCUCUACAAGAAACAGUACGAGACGUGCUACGCUUGCGGCCGACUUGGACAUCGAUCCGACGUUUGCCCCAACCCAGAGAGUAGAAGAUGCAGAGGCUGUGGCUGUGAUGAUCCACCGCAAGACCACUGUUGUGAGCCCAGAUGUCGACUUUGCGGCAAGGACCACCCUACCGGAGACAGAAAAUGCCAAGCCAAGUACAGAACUCCUUACAUAGUGAAGAAACGCCAGUGGGAAAGAAGGCAACGUGAGGAGGACGCAGACAAGAGCUAUAGGGUGUACGGCGAAAGUGGACACGCCUGUUCGGCGCUGCGUGGGGAGAGACGAGGCCGAUCCGCCUCGCGUUCUCGCUCCCGCUCCCGGUCCCGGUCUCACUCCCGCUCUCGGUCGAGGAACGCCGAGCGCCAACGAGCCAAGGACAGACCUAAGUCCCAGGGCACGUCUCCCGCCAGUACCGACACUACAGCGACGCGAGCUGCCGGACCCGGUGGUAACGACAGUCUACCCAAAGCCUCCAAGGUGAGCUGGGCGGCAGCCGCCUCCGGCGAGCGUGCGCGGUCUGGCACUGCCUUUUCUAACAGUGAAGGUCAACACGACAUGAUCAUGCAAAUUCAAAAACGACUCGAGCAAUUGGAGAGAGAUAACAUUAGAUACAAAAACGUAAUUGAGGAACUCAGGGAGGAAAAUGCUAGUCUAAAAAAUGAGGUAGCUAAAAAGGGCGGAACGAUCCGAUUGCAGGACAAUCCAGGGGAGGUACUAUCUAAGGAUGAAACGGUGCCGACCCCCUCGAAACGCAGGGCAGUUGAAGUGGACCCGGCGCAAGCCGAAAUUCAAACACAUAAAACAGAGGAAAGGGAUAGGAAACGGCACGAUGUCGAAGACGACAUAAGCAUAGUCAGGAAAGAAAUAGAGGAUGAAAAGAUCACGCGUAAAGCAGAAAUGGAACGAAUGCUUAGCCAGCUUACAGGCGCGAUGCAGCAGAUAACAACUACAAUGCAGCAAAUACAGCAACAACUCGCCACCCUGCAGAUGAGGGUUGAAAACAACGAGCGAAGGUUACCAGCUAGCAGCUGCGGGCCCCUCAAACAGACUGGGAAACCGUACCACAGACCAGUGGACACAGAGACUAGGGAGAACACUGGCAAAUAUUAA
This is a messenger RNA of Rhipicephalus microplus (southern cattle tick), 1884 nucleotides long. RefSeq lists its product as uncharacterized. Lineage: Eukaryota; Metazoa; Arthropoda; Arachnida; Ixodida; Ixodidae. The record is from RefSeq and is a predicted model, not a curated record.